UUCGAUAAGAGUAUCAUUAAAUGUCGAGUAACUUUCAUGAAUCUCUGAUUGAAACCCAGAAAUUCGGCGUUAUUUUUUUUCAUGUCUCUGGUAUUAAACUGAUAAGACAUAACUGAAAUAGUUUUGGGUCUUCCCUUAGAUCUUAUCUCGUCAAGAAGCUGUCCAUAUAGCUCUUGCAAAACCUCAUAAACAGCCCACGUCUUCUCAUCUUCAAGCACAACCAUUCAGUAUUCAAAUAAUAAUAAUAAAACACAGCCAUUCCAGUGAGUCAUAUGAUGGAUAAUGAAUGCAGUUUCCAGAUUAGGGGAACACCCCCGAACAAGUGAGCCUACAUCUGCAGACAACAAAGUGGACCUGACUUUCAAACCUAAAAGGAAGAGCAUUCCAUUCCCAGCUCUACAGACUUCGGAGCUAUAUCACCAGGGUCUUGCAUAAUAUGUUGUAAAUCGGAUACCUUUCCUUUGCAGUUUUUCCUUUUUCCAGCUUCAAAGCUGAAGCCUUGAUGUAAAACUUAAUGAAGUAUGAAUUUAUUGCCAUUUUCUUUCAGGGAAACUUUUAAUUGUACAUAUUUUGUGGCAGUUGUUUUUUUUUUUUGGUUCAACGUCAGUUGUGAUUUAUUUCUCAAGAAUUCGAAGAAUUGAUCUCUUCUUAGUUGAUUAUUGUAAGCGUCCCUCAAUGUGAAAAUGAAUAACAUUUGACAAAAGUCGAGACAAUUCUUCACUCUGUAAUUUGUAGGUACAUUGUAGAUGUUCCCAUUAUUUUCUAGAAAACUGAGUCCAAAGGUUUUUUUAUUUUAUUUUGAAACUACUUUAGAGUAGGAUAAAGUGAUCAAGUUCCUCAAAAGCAGAAUAGAAAACGAAAAAACAAUUAUUUUUAUUUUUAUUUUAUCGAUUUACUUGAACUUUUUUUUUUUUAAUUCUAUUCUAAAUAUGUUUAAUAAGAAAAGUUGGCAGGCAGGCAGCUACUGUUGCCCAUAGCAGAUCUGAAUGCAAAGCAAAACUAGUGAUCUCAAAUGGCAGAUUGGUCUCAACUCCCACAAGAGCUUCUAGUUCUAAUAGCCGAACGCCUUGAAGCCCGAUUUGAUGUUGUCAGAUUCCGAUCUGUCUGCUGUUCGUGGCGUUCCUCUGUUCCACCAAAACUUUACCCUUUUCGACCUACAUAUCGCCGAACCCGAGGUAGACUUGAGGAGUCUCUGAGCCAUAUCACCAGAUAUACCUUUUACCUUUUAAGAUCGUCUCGCGGCGACGAAACAAAAGCACCUGCUUGCUGGUUGGUCAAAAUCAGAGAAGGAAGCCGCGGUGUCAAAAUGCAACUGUUGAAUCCUUUUUCAGAUUCUAAGCUGGAAUCUCUUCCAAGAAACUUUCCAAAGGUAUUGGAUUUAACCAACUUUCAAGUCAUUGAAUUGGGUCAUCAAUAUAUUGGUCUGUAUAAUGUGUAUAUUGAUCAUCCUUUAGAGCCCCUAUGCUACGACUACAGAAAAAAAGUAGUUCUGCAGCAGUCAAGUACCAAUUGUGAUGAUUUUAUAAUAUUUGCGUCUUUCCGAUGCCCGGCUUUUCUGAGGUCGGGAGAAAAGGAAUGGACUGUGCUUGAACAUGUGUAUGACAUUCAGGAUAUUAUUUCAUUUAAUGAGAAAUUCUAUGCCAUUGACCUAAAUGGCAAAACUAGAGUCAUUGACCAAUCUUUAAACGUUAGUUUCCUACCACAUGUAGGCUCUCCCCGUAGCAGAAAGUUCUUGGUUAAGUCCCAUGAUAAUUUGUUGGCUGUUGAAAUGCUUUCCAAUCCAGAUAAGGGUGUUGGUUUUAGAGUGUUUAGGAUGAGUGAAGAAGAUCACAAGUGGGAUGAGAUGGAAAGUUUAAGGGAUCGGAUUUUAUUUCUGGGUUUUUAUGGAGCAGUUUCAGCGCCAGCUUCUGAAUUCUAUUGGGGUAAAGGAAACCUCAUCUUCUAUCCCGGAGGCCUCUUCGACUCUCCACAUGAUCCUGACCCUGAAUUUAGACUUGUCUUUGUGUUUGAUUUAGAAACUGGUACUGCCUGCCCUUUAGAGAAUUGCCCUGCCUACUGUAACUUGUUCUGGCCACCUCCACAAUGGGUAACUUAUUCAGAAUCAGUGAUUUUUUUGACUGAAGUUAUAAGCAACUCUACUCAUUCGAUAAGUUCUGCUACACUAGAAAAUGAAUGCAUGUCUCCUGAAUCCAGUUUCGCUCUCUCUCCAACAGCAAUUACCCCAAAAAGAGUAACUUAUCUGGCAGGAAAAGAAGUCGGCAGUGAGCAACCCUCUCCAAGGUCAAAGUGCAGCUUCAAAUUCUGCUGUUUCUAACUCCUCUCAAGACUCCCAUUUACCCAUAGAUGUAUAAUAUUUAUUGAAAACGUGUGCAGGCAUGUAUAAACUAUUAUGAUUUUUCCUUGCUUAUCUCUAUAUGGACAACAUCAUUUCCAACAA
Molecule: messenger RNA, 2437 nt
Organism: Gossypium arboreum
Lineage: Eukaryota; Viridiplantae; Streptophyta; Magnoliopsida; Malvales; Malvaceae
Product: F-box protein SKIP23-like
Exons: 1
Coding region: 1013-2314 (433 amino acids)
Molecular function (GO): protein binding
Source: RefSeq, a predicted model, not a curated record